GUUCCCUGCAAAAUCGUUUCGGGGAAAAAGAAAACAGAUUGUUUGUUGUUUUCCUCAGGCAAACGAAACCCAACAACGAUCAGUCUUUUUCCUUCUCCAAAGUGGAAAGAAAGUGUGGGGAGGAAGAAGAAUUGAUGGUUAAGGUUGUUGUAACUAAUUAAAUAAAUGCUCUGAGUGGUAUUAUUUUGUGAUUUAAUCAAGAGAGGCAUCACCUGAUGUGGCCUUUAUAUUUUCUGUUGCAUAAGAUUCUUAAAACAGAUGAAGAUGAUGAUGAAGGAUAUGAUGAGGAAUGCAUGAAUGUGGCAGCGCGGUUCGGCCAUUUUGAGCUUUCGUCUGGUAAUAGGAUUAGCCACGACGGGGCGAUGUUGCACCGAUCGCAUUUCGUUCAAGUUUCACUUGUAAACCAAUUGUUCUCUUGGGAUUGUGGACUUGCUUGUGUUUCGAUGGCUUUGACUACUGUCGGUGUCGAUGAUUGCGGUAUCGAGAAUUUGGCUGAGCUUUGCUGCACAACUAGCAUUUGGACUGUAGAUCUGGCUUACUUGCUGCAGAGGUUUUCGGUUAGAUUUUUCUAUUAUACCGUAACAUUUGGAGCCAACCCGAACUACUCUGACGAGACGUAUUAUAAGGAGCAACUGCCUACUGAUCUGGUUCGAGUUGAUUCGCUAUUCAAAAAGGCCGUGGAAGCAGGAAUCGAUAUAGGGUGCAGGUCAAUCAGUGGCGAAGAACUCUCUCGCUGGAUCUUGUCGGGGAAGUAUAUAGCAAUUGCUUUAGUUGAUCAGUAUAAAUUGAGUCAGUCUUGGAUGGAGGAUGUCAUCAUCCAUGGAGUUCACGGAAACGAUGUAGAAUACACUGGUCACUAUGUCGUGAUAUGCGGCUACGAUGCUGAGACAGACGAGUUUGAGAUUCGAGAUCCUGCAAGUUCUAGGAAACACGAGAGGGUCUUGUCGAAGCGUCUCGAAGAAGCACGCAAGUCCUUCGGGACAGACGAAGAUCUUCUUCUGAUAUCCCUCGAGGAGAGCCGGAGACCGAACUACUCCGUCGUAUAAAUUCCGACACUUCAUGUUUAUGUCAUAAUCCGUGCGAGUGACGUACGCACCCGACGCUGUUCGUGUAACUGUUCAUCGACCUCUCACCAUGUUCCACACUGCACAUGUUUCUAGCUUAAUGAAUUGUUGGUAAUCUGCAAAUUGCAGGCAUUUG
Molecule: messenger RNA, 1200 nt
Organism: Hibiscus syriacus
Lineage: Eukaryota; Viridiplantae; Streptophyta; Magnoliopsida; Malvales; Malvaceae
Product: guanylyl cyclase 1-like
Exons: 10
Coding region: 216-1046 (276 amino acids)
Source: RefSeq, a predicted model, not a curated record